AUGAAGACUCACCUUCUCCUCGGCAACCACGGCUGGCGCGGGGGCGGCUAUCUCCUCCGUAGCGACCGCCUUGGGGGUCACCUCCUUAGGGGUAACCUCAACAACCUCCUCCUUGGUGUCAACAGGGGCGGCGACGACGACAAGCUCCGCAACAGGCUCGGGGACAGCAACAGUCUCCACGGCAGCCGGAGCCUCAACGACAACCUCGGCGACAGUCUGAACGGUCUCGACAACGGGGGCCGGGGUAACGUCCUCGACCUCGGCAGCAGGAGCAGUGACGGCCUCCUCGACCACGGCAGGGACCUCAGGCUGGAGAAUGUCAGUAAGAGAUAUCGCUUGAACGCAACGAACCUUAACCUCGUCCUUGAUCUCCUCCUUGACCUCUUCCUUGAUCUCCUCUUUGACGACUUCGUUGACCUCCUCCUUGAUCUCCUCCGCAACCUCCUUGGGAGCCUCGACAACCGGCUCGGUAGUGGCAAUGGUCACCUCCUCGAUAGGGGCCUGCUCAACCUGAGCAGGAGCAGCGGCGACCUCCUCAACAGCAGCAACCUCCUGAACGGGAGCAGCAGCGGGAGUCUCGGCGAUGACUUCAGCAACGACCGCGGUCUCAGCCUCGGCAACGACAGGGACGGUCUCGGCAACCGGCUUGACCUCCUCAACUGUGGCGGGAACAGCGAUCUCGGCGGCAGGGGUAGCGACCUCAGCGGCGGGAGUAGCGACUUCGACGGCGGGAGUGGCGACCUCGACGGCGGUGGUAGCGACCUCCACGCCAGGAGUCUCGGUCACAGCAGGAGCAGGGACAACAGGAGCGUCCACAACAGGAACAGUCUCGACGGCAGGAGCAGCCUCAACGACGGGGGCAGCCUGGACGGGAGCGACCACGGCGACAGGUGCGGCCUCGACAACGGGGGCCACGGGCUCGGCAGUGGGAGCGGGAGUAACCUCAGCCUCGACGUUGGCCUCAGGGGUAACAGCCUCGACGACAGGAACCUCCUUGGUCUCGAGAACGGGGACCUCGGGCUCGGCGGCGGGGACAACGACCUCGGCGACGGUGGCGACAGGCUCGGCGACGGUGGCGACAGGCUCGGCGGGGGCAGUGACGGGCUCGGCAAGGGCAGCGACGGGCUCGGCGACGGUAACGGCAGGCUCGGAAGCAGCGACAACAGGCCCAGCAGCAGUGGCAGCGGGCUCAGCUGGGGCGGCCACAACGGGCUCGGCGAUAGCCUCGACCUUGGGCUCAUCGAUCACCCCAGCAGGGGCAAUCUCGGGCUUGGCCUCCUCGACAACGGUGGAAGUGGCAAUCUCGGGCUGGACAGGGACGGCGACGACCUCCACCACCGGCUCCUGAACAGCGACCGGAGCAGGCUGAACCUCUGCCUCGACAACGGGGGCAGGAGUGGCUUCAACAGAUGCGGGCGUCGAUUCGACGGGAGCGGCGACAGGGGUUGCGGCGACAGCCUCAGCAACGGUAGCGGCCACCUCGGCGGUUUCCACACUGGGGGCGACCUCGACAACGGGGGCGACCUCCGCGACGGGAGCGACCUCGACAACGGGGGCGGCCUCAACGACAGGGGCGGCGACCUCAACGACAGGGACAGCGGCCUCGACGACAGGGGCCGCGGUCUCGGCCACGGGCGUUGGCUCGGCGAUAGGAGUGGCCUCCACGACGGCGACGGGCUCCGGAACGGCCUCGAGGACGGGAGUAGCCACGAUGACAACCUCUGCCGCGGGGGCAGUGUCAAUCACGGGCUCAACCUCGGCGACGGGGCCCUCCACCACGGGCUGCUGAACCUCCACAAUCGACUCCGCUGCGCGAGCAACCUCGACAUCGAUGGGGGUCUCAGCGAUCACAGCCUCGGCGACAGGGGUGGCGGGUGUCUCCACCUUGACCUCGACAAUCUCUUGAGCGGCAGCCUCUUGCUUGGGCUCCUCGACCUUGACGACCUUCUCAGUGACGAGAGCAGCUUCCUCCGAGGCGGGGGCAGGAGCGACCUCCUCAACGGUAGGAGCGACCUCCUCAACGACGGCGACUUCCGCGACGGGCGUGGCCUCCACAACAGCGGGGGCGACGACAGCCUUCUCGAGAACAGCCGGGGCGGUCUCAACGAUGGGGGUGGUCUCAACUUCGACGGCCUUGGGGGCCUCGACGGCAGGGACGGCAUCGGCGAUCACUGGUUUCUCGACCUCGACCUCCUUGGGAGCGGGGGUAGACUCGACCACCGCCUCCGUGGCGGGGGCCGGGGCAGGGACCUUGGCGGGCUUCUCCACCUCAGUAACAGCCUUUACCUCCUCGACGACCUCGGCGACAACCUCCACGGGCGUCUGAGUCUCGGCGACAGGAGCCUCAGACUUGACCUCAGCAACGGGCUCGGGCGCCGCCACAACGGCCUCCGGAACAGGGGCCGGAGCAGCCUCCACGACGGACUCCGUCGAAACGACGGCGGCCUUAGCAGGGGCCUCAACGGUGGGUGCGGGGGCCUCAACGGGAGCGGCAGUCUCGACGACGGGGGCGACGGCCUCAACAACGGGGGCGAUGACCUCAGCGACAGGUGCGGGGGCAGGGGUGGCGGCCUCCGCCACGGGAGCGACGACCGCUUCCACGGGAGCGGCGGCCUCCGCAACAGCGGCGGGAGUCUCAACUGGAGUGGUAGUUUCAACGGCAGGAGUGGCGACCUCGACGACCGGAGCAACAGGCUCGGCGAUGGCGACCUCGACCUCGGCCACGGGCUUGGCAGCCUCGACCACCUCAGGCACGGCUGGGGCCUCGACAGUCACUUCGACGGCAGCAACAGCCUCGAUGGCCACAGGAGUGGGCUCGACCUCGACCACAGCGACAGGAGCCGAGACCUCAACGGCGACCGGGACCUCGGUAACGGCCUCAGGGAUAGGCUCAGCGUCGGCGACGACGGCCACAACCUCGAUGGGAGCGGCAGUCACGGGCUCCGCCUCAAUGGGAGCGACUUCGACAGCAGCGGGAACAGGGGCGACCACCUCAGCGGUAGAGGCGAUGACCUGCUCGGCGAUAGGCUCAGCGACCACAACGGGCGCCUCCUUCGUAGCCUCCUCUUGAGCGGGCGAAACCUCGGCGAUAGUCUCGACCUUGGUCUCCUCGACAGGCGCCUUCACCUCCACGGUGUCGACGACGGGCACGGCCUCGGUGACGGAAACGGCCUCGGCGACCACCUCCACGACGGGGGCGGUCUCGACGACGGGGACGGUCUCGACAACGGGGCUGGCCUCGAUGAUGGGAGUGACCUCAACGACGGGGGUGGCCUCGACGAUGGGGGCGGCCUCGACAGCGGGGACGACGGCGGGGCUGACCUCAAUAGGCACAACCUCGACGGGAGCGGCGACGACAGGAGUGAUCUCCACGACCUCGACCUUGGCGGGCUCGGCAACCACGAUGGCCUCGACAACGGGCGCAGCCUCAACGACCGGGGCAGCAUCAGCAACCACAGCCUUGACAACGGCAGUGACAACCUCGGCGGCGGGGGCAGGCGUCUCGUUGACGACGGUGGGCUGAACCUCGACGAUGGCGACGGGCUCGACGUCGAGGACGGCGGGGACCUCGACGGUCUCCACAGGGGUGGCGGCCUCCUCGACAGGAACAGCGACUUCCUCGACGGGGACAACCAUCUCCUCAACCGUGGCGGCCGAGGUAGUCUCAGUGGGUGCAGCCUUAGCAGCCUCAACCUCAGCCACGGGAGCGACCUCGGCAGGGGCGACCGGGGCGACUUCAGGAACGACCUGGGGCUCGACGGGGGCAACCACGGCCUCGGCCUCAGCCUCAACCUUGGGGAGGUCCUUGGCGACAACAGGCUCUGCGGGGGCAGCGACGGUGUCAACAGGGAUGGCGACAGUCUCAACAGGGGCCGGGGCGACUUCGACUUCGGUCUUGACGGUCUCCACAGGGGCAGUGACCACCUCCACGGGGACAGCGACAGCCUCGACAGGGACGGGAAGGGCCUUCACCUCCGCCUCGAUGGUCUCAGUGGCGGCAGCAGGCACCUCCACGGGGGCAGGAGCAGCCUCCUCGGCCGCGACCUCCUGAACAACAACCGUCGUCUCAGUGGGGGCAGGAGCCUCAAUCUUGAUGGCCUCAGGCUCGGCAACGACGGGGGCGGCGGGGGCGACAGGGGCAGCCUCCUCCUUGACGGGCGCGGGCCCCUCAGGGGCAACAGUCUUGGCCUCCUCAACGACGGCGGGGGUGGCGGCAGGGGUCUCCACAACGGCAGGGGUUUCGACGACGACGGGGGCCUCGACGGCGGCGGGGGCCUCAACGGCAACGGCGACCUCGGUCUCAACGGGGACAGGGGCGGCAACGACCUCCGCAGGGGCCUCCACAACAACCUUGUCAGCGACAACCUCGGCCUGGACGACGGGUGCAACCUCAGCCUCGACUGGGGCCUCGACGGCGACAGCCUCAGCAGCGGGGGCCGAGACCUCGGGGACUUGAGCGGCCUCGACAACAGGGGUGACGGAUUCGACAAUCUUGACGGCCUCAACCUCAGCAGCAGGGGCCUCCUCGACGACAGGAGUGGCCUCGACGGGGGGAGGCUCAACGGCGGCGACUUCGACGGGAGCGACAACUGCGAUCUCAGCAACGACGGGGGUCUCGACAGCCUCGACGGAGGCCUCGACAACAGGGGCAACGGGGGCGACCUCAACAGCCUCCACCACCGCAGGCUCCUGGACGGCGGCAGGGGCGGGGGUGAUCCCAGCUUUGAUGACUUCGGGAACGACCUCCGUCUCGGCCUUAGGAGCGACAUCAACUUCGACCGCAGGGGCAACGGGCGUCUCAACGGCGAUCACCGGGUCAACGACAGCUGGGGUCUCCACGGCAGCCGGGGUCUCGGCAACAACCGCGGCCUCAACGAUAUGAGCAGGUGCUUCAACAACAGCCGGAGUCUCGAUAGCCGCAGGAGCAUCGACGACAGUAGGGGAGGCCUCCGCAGCGAUGGCGGUCUCGACCACAGCGGGAGCCUCAACAACCACAGGGGCCUCAACGACAACGGGGGCUUCGACGGCGACGGGGGCUUCGACGGCGACGGGGGCUUCGACGGCGACGGGGGCCUCGACCGCAACGGGGGCCUCGAUGGUGACGGGGACCUCGACGGCGACAGGGACCUCCACAACUUCCACCGUCUCGGCCACAAUGGGGGACUCGACAGCGGCGGGAACCUCGACGGGGGUAUCAGCGACGGGUGCGGGAGCCUCGACAACAACAGCGGUCUCGACAGCGAUGGGGGUCUCGACGACGACGGCAGCGGGGGUCUCGACAACGGCGGGAGCGACCUCAGUGACGAUAGGAGCCUCGACAGCGGCAGCGGGAGCCUCGACGACAACAGCCUUCUCGACAGCGACGGGGGUCUCGACGACAGCAGCCGGAGUCUCAGCAACGGCGUGAGUGUCGACGACAGCGGCGGGGGCCUCCACAGCCUCGACCUUCUCGACCUUCUCGACGACGGUGGGAGCCUCGACCACGGCAGGGGUCUCGACCGCAGGGGUCUCGACGACAGCAGGGGCGUCGACGAUGGCAGGGGCCUCAACGGCGGGGGCAGUCUCGACGACGGCGGGGGCGGCAGUCUCGACGACGGCGGGGGCGGGGGCCUCGACGACGGCGGCGACAGGGGUGACGGGAGCGAUAGGUGCGGCCUCGACGAUGGUCUCGGCAACCACAACCUCAGCAGGCGCAGGGGUGGCAGCGAUCUUGGCGACCUCCUCGACGGCAGGGGCGGCCUCCACGAUCUCGACAGGAGCUGGCGUGGCCACAGCGACGACAGGCUCCACUUCGACGACCUCCUUGGCGGUAGCCGCAGCAGGAGUAAUCUCCUCGACAACAGCGUCGGCAGGGGCGACCUCGAGGCCGAUGACCUCAACGGGCUCCGUGAUAGUGGCGACAACGGGAGCCUCAGCCUCCGGAACGACCUCCGGCUUGAUGAUGACCUCGACGGGGGCGACCGUCUCGGUCUUAGGGGCGACCUCCUCAACGGCAGGAACGGCCUCGACGGCGGCAGGAGUAGCCUCGACAGGGGCGGGAGUGGCCUCGACAGCGGCCGGGGUGGCCUCGACAGGGGCAGGAGCGGCCUCGACGGUGGCAGGGGUAGCCUCGACAGUGGCAGGAGCGGCCUCAACGGGCGCGGGAGAGGCCUCGACCACAGUCUCGGCGGGGGCGACGGCCUCGACCUUGGGGGCGACCUCCUCAGCGGCAGCGACGACCUCCACAGCCUCCGCGGCGACGGUCGCCUCGACGGCAGCAGGCGUGGCCUCGACCACAACCUCCUCCGCCCUGGGUGCGGCCUCCUCGACAGGGGCCACAGCGGGAACAAUCUCCUCGACAGCGGUACCGGCGGGAACAACGACGAGACCCCUGAUGAUGAGGGGAUCCUUAUCAACGAUAGUGACGGGGACCUCGCCCUGGGGAGCGACCUCGACCUGGGGAAUGACCUCAGCCUCGACGACAGUCUCAGUGGGGGCGAUCGCCUCGGCGACGGGCUCGGGGACGGCCGCGACGACCUCGGGGACCACGGCCUUGGUCUCCUCAACGGGCAGCACCUCGACGGGGGCGGCCUCGACAGGAACGACCUCGACAGGAGAGGUCGCGACAGGAGCGGCCUCGACAAGAGCGGCCUCGACAGGAGCGGCCUCAACGGCAGCAAUCUCGACCGGAGCGGCCUCGACCUUAGCCUCCACAACAGGCACGACCUCGACGGGGGCGACCUCGGCGGGGGCGACCUCGGCGGGGGCGACCUCGGCGGGGGCGACCUCGGCGGGGGCGACCUCGGCGGGGGCGACCUCGGCGGGGGUGACAACAGGGGCGACCUCAACAGGGGCGACCUCGACCACAGGAGCGGUCUCGAUCAGGGGAGCGGUCUCAACGACGGUCGUGGCCUCGACGACUGGGGCCUCAGCAACAGGGGCGACCUCGAUCGGAGUGACCUCGGCCGGGGCCGCAACGACAGGCUCAGGGGUAGCGACCGGAGCCUCAACAACCGCGGCCUCGGCAGCAGUCUGGGGCUCAGCAACAACCUCAGCGGGCUCCGCAACGACAGCGGGAGAGGUCUCAGGCUCGGCGACCACCUCAGGCUCGGUGGUGAUCGGGGCCUCGGUAACGACUGGGGCCUCCUCAACCUUGCGCUCCCAGAGGUCGGUUUGGUCGGCAAAGUUGGUGGCAACGUGGUCCUGGAGGUUCACGUACGGGCUGCCGUGGUAGAAGACGACGGCGCCCUGGGGGUACGGGGUGCCGCGGGUCCAGCGGACGAGGUCGUCCUCGGGCUCCUCCACGUCCUCGGGAGCCUCAGCAAACUUGAAGUGAGUAGUGGUGUAAGUGCUAAAGUGGAGGCGCUGCCAGUAGUCACGGUUCUUGACGGUCUGUGUGGCGCGUCAGUCUUGUUCACGGUCACGAUCGCCCACGCGACCGGGGGCCCGCUCGCACUUACAAUGUCGUGCGAGCCAGUGUGCGACUGCUUGGCACGGUAG
Messenger RNA from Vanrija pseudolonga, 7479 nucleotides. RefSeq lists its product as uncharacterized. The coding region runs from base 1 to 7479 and encodes 2492 amino acids. The record is from RefSeq and is a predicted model, not a curated record. Lineage: Eukaryota; Fungi; Basidiomycota; Tremellomycetes; Trichosporonales; Trichosporonaceae. The transcript has a single exon.